AUGAUUAUGGAAUAUGGAAAUACAGAUUUAGCUACUUCGCUUUAUUAUAUUAGUAUAGAAAAUUCAGCUGACCAUGUUAAUACGUUUUAUGAACCGAGUGGGAAUCAGGAGGAGGGGUAUGUCCAAAAUGGUAAUGCCGCUAUACUUGGGGAUGAUUGCUUGGAUGAUACCAACUGUGGAGCUGAGAUGGACAAUCGGGAAGAACCACUGCAUGGAAACUCUAGUCGAUUGACCACAACCCAAUUGGACUGUCCCAGGGGAGGAAGCGGAGUGCUCAAAAACACUGUAAGUAAUUUUAAUAUAAAUGCAUUACAAGAGAGUGUUAGGCACAUCUGCCCAUGUCAUAAUAUAAGUGAGUAUAUUAAAAAAAGCUUUCUUAAUGAGAAUCAGAUUAAAAUAUACCUCUAUCAGUUGAUUCGAGCGACCCUUUACCUACACACCCUGUGUAUAACGCACCGAGAUAUAAAACCACAGAACGUCCUGAUUUUUGUUAACAAGCAGAGUAGCAAUGGGGUAGGGGGGUUGAAGAAAGGGGAGAAGAAGAAGUGUCUCGUGUGUAUUCAGAAUUCGUUUAAGGUUAAGUACAUAAUGAAUAGGCGCCGUGGGGGGGAGGUCAAAAGUGGAGACAGGGUUUGCGGCGGUAGGAGCUCUCAGAGUGGUGGGAGUGUCCGCGGGGGUAGAAGCUCUAAGAGUGUCGGGAGCAACCGCAGUGAAGCGCCGCUUGGCCAAGCCGUGCCGGAGGUGGACGCCACCCCCAAUGGGAUAACCCACCCAGCCAGUGGGUGCGACAGUAGCGAACCCCCCAGGAGGAAGCCCUCCCGUGAUGGUAGCCCCAAUUCUGCUAACAACGCAAAGGAGGAAGGUUCGCAAGAUGAGGAGGGACCUUCCGAGGGGGGAAGAGGAGAGGAAACCCAUCCGGGUGAUCCGCACCAUUCGGGUGAUCUGCACCAUUCGGGUGAUCCGCACCAUUCGGGGGAGACCCCCCGGUGUGAGACUUCCAAAAGGGGAGCACAAGGGUGCCACAGCCGCUACAGCAGGAGCAGCACUCCGUUCUCCUUCAAGUGUGUAGUGAACAAUUUGAGCAAAAAGGACGUUCGAUUAAAAAGAUCGGCUAGCAUGACUCAGUCGUUUAAGGACACAUACGACAUGUGCAAGGAAAACCCUGACACGUGUAAGGCCAGUUCGAAGGAGAACUGCUCUCCCGUUUCUGCAACCGAUUUGAAGAGCGAGCCGAGAAACGACGAAUCGGAUGUGCAGAUAGGGUCUCCCAAUUGGUGCACGAAGAAAAGCGCCGCAAUAAAUUCAGGGAAGGAUAAAGUGGGGUAUGAUCCAACCGAAAACGGGGGAGUACCACCUCCCCGUGACAGUUCCUCCUCUAUCUCCUCUACGGAGAAGGAUAUAUUGUCCCCAUUCGAAGUCAACCCAACACACACAGAAGAAAAAAUCAGCCUGAACAGAAUCUACAUGAACACUAUCACGUAUAAAUAUAUAAAAUUAUGCGAUUUUAAUACCUCCAUUAAAUUGAAAGAAAAUUACAAGUAUUUUAGCUAUGUUUGCUCAAGGUAUUACAGAGCUCCUGAGUUGCUUUUCGGAUCGAACUACUACAGCCAGGCCAUUGACACCUGGUCCAUAGGCUGCGUCAUGGGAGAACUCAUCCUGGGGAAGCCCCUCUUUCUUGGAGAUUGUGCAUCGGACCAGCUGGUCGAAAUAAUAAAAAUACUGGGAACACCGAAUGAUGAAGAUUUCCUCUCCUUUAAAAGUGGCCACAAGAAUGUAAAGCUACCUCAAGUCAAACCAAUAACGCUAAAGAAGCUGAUAAAAAAUCAGAGUUCCCAGGAGAGUAUCGAUUUGCUCGGAAAGCUACUCCAGUUCAACCCUCAGAAGAGAAUCAAAUUGUGCAAUGCACUAUUACACACGUACUUUGAUGACAUACGUAAUUUAAAUGCUUUCAAGGAUGAUCACAAUGGAGGAAGUACUUCCCCCUUGCCGUACAUAACUAACUGUUUUAAUUUCACGAAGGAGGAGCUCCUACACUUCACCGUCGAGGAGAGAAAAAUCCUUGUACCCCUGGAAGUACGGCGAAGGAAGUUGGACGAGGUCAUGCAGUACAUAGACAUGACGAUGGAAAACUUCGAUAAGAUGUACCCGAAUAAG
Molecule: messenger RNA, 2154 nt
Organism: Plasmodium cynomolgi strain B
Lineage: Eukaryota; Apicomplexa; Aconoidasida; Haemosporida; Plasmodiidae
Product: protein kinase
Exons: 2
Biological process (GO): protein phosphorylation; signal transduction
Cellular component (GO): cytoplasm
Molecular function (GO): ATP binding; protein serine/threonine kinase activity
Source: RefSeq, a predicted model, not a curated record